Molecule: messenger RNA, 1719 nt
Organism: Phodopus roborovskii (desert hamster)
Lineage: Eukaryota; Metazoa; Chordata; Mammalia; Rodentia; Cricetidae
Product: cytochrome P450 4F4-like
Molecular function (GO): heme binding; monooxygenase activity; oxidoreductase activity, acting on paired donors, with incorporation or reduction of molecular oxygen
Source: RefSeq, a predicted model, not a curated record
AUGCGGAAUCUGGAUCUGUCCUGGCUGGGAUUGGGGCCCACAUCAGCCUCACCAUGGUUUCUCUUUUUCUUGGUUGGAGCAUCCUGGCUCUUGGCCCACUGCCUCACCAGGAUUUUCACUUUGUAUGAAAAGUGUCGUCGUCUCCGAGGUUUCCCUCAGCCACCCAAGAGGAAUUGGUUUUGGGGUCAUUUGGGCAUGUCUCCUCCCACGGAACAAGGCAUGAAGGAGAUGACUGAGCUGGUGGCCACCUAUCCGCAGGGCUUCGUGACCUGGUUAGGUCCAGCGGUUCCCCUCAUCCAUCUGUGCCAUCCUGACAUCAUCCGAUCUGUCGUCAGUGCCUCAGCUGCGGUUGCCCCAAAGGAUGCCAUCUUCUACAGCUUCCUGAAACCUUGGCUGGGGGACGGGCUUUUGGUGAGUGCUGGUGACAAAUGGAGCCGCCACCGUCGCAUGCUGACACCCGCCUUCCAUUUCAACAUCCUGAAGCCCUAUGUGAAGAUUUUCAAUGACAGCACCAACAUCAUGCAUGCCAAAUGGCAGCACCUGGCUUCAGGGGGUAGCACUCAUCUGGACAUGUUUGAGAACAUCAGCCUCAUGACCUUGGACACUUUGCAGAAAUGUAUCUUCAGCUUCAGCAGCAACUGUCAGGAGAAGCCCAGCGAAUAUAUCGCUGCCAUCUUGGAGCUCAGUGCUCUGGUUGUGAAAAGAAAUGAACAGCUGCUUCUACGCAUGGACAUGCUCUACCGCCUCACACAUGAUGGAAUGCGUUUCUAUAAGGCCUGCCGCCUGGUACAUGACUUCACAGAUGCCAUCAUCCAGGAGCGACAUCGUACUCUGCCCAGUCAUGGUGGUGAUGGUGUCAUCAAGGCCAAAGCCAAGUCCAAGACUCUGGACUUCAUUGAUGUGCUGUUGCUGAGCAAGGAUGAAGAUGGAAAGAAGUUGUCAGAUGAGGACAUCCGAGCUGAGGCUGACACCUUCAUGUUUAGGGGCCAUGACACCACAGCCAGUGGGCUCUCCUGGACCCUGUACAACCUAGCAAAGCACCCUGAAUACCAGGAGCGCUGCCGGCAGGAAGUGCGGGAGCUCCUUAAGGACCGAGAGUCUACGGAGAUUGAAUGGGACGACCUGGCCCAGCUGCCCUUCCUCACCAUGUGCAUCAAGGAGAGUCUGCGGUUGCAUCCUCCUGUCACAAUGGUCUCCCGCUGCUGCACCCAGGACAUUUCUCUCCCAGAUGGCAGGGUCAUCCCCAAAGGCGUCAUCUGCGUCAUCAAUAUUUUUGGAACCCAUCACAACCCAACUGUGUGGCGGGACCCUGAGGUGCGCUGUAACUCCCCACCUCCAUCCUUGUUCAUCUCUCAGUGGCCCCCGGAUAUCAGAUCUCUUUUCCAGGCACACUCGAGCCUCUCUGUCUCUGACUGUGUUGGUAGGUGCCACUCAUUCAUCAUGUCUGGUCUCUUGCAGGUCUAUGACCCCUUACGUUUUGAUCCAGAGAACAUCCAGGAUAGGUCACCUCUGGCUUUUAUUCCCUUCUCUGCGGGACCCAGGAACUGCAUAGGACAGACUUUCGCCAUGAGUGAGAUGAAGGUGGCCCUGGCGCUGACACUGCUGCGUUUCCGCAUCCUGCCUGACCACAAGGAGCCUCGCCGGAAACCAGAGCUGAUCCUGCGCGUGGAGGAUGGGCUGUGGCUGCGGGUGGAACCUCUGAGCCUAGGGGCACAGUGA